This is a messenger RNA of Leishmania mexicana MHOM/GT/2001/U1103, 1359 nucleotides long. RefSeq lists its product as hypothetical. Gene Ontology annotation, cellular component: small-subunit processome; Pwp2p-containing subcomplex of 90S preribosome. Gene Ontology annotation, molecular function: protein binding. The transcript has a single exon. The record is from RefSeq and is a predicted model, not a curated record. Gene Ontology annotation, biological process: rRNA processing. NCBI's taxonomy places the organism in Eukaryota, Euglenozoa, Kinetoplastea, Trypanosomatida, Trypanosomatidae. The coding region runs from base 1 to 1359 and encodes 452 amino acids.
AUGUCUGAUUCGGAGGCGCCUCGCCAGGAUGUGUUAGCUGCCGCCACGUUCAAGAAGGCACCGCAGCGUGCCUGGGUGGACGACCAGGAUGUAGCAGUGGAGCAGGAGACGCCGGCAUUCUUCAAGGAGAGUCACGUCAAACCGGCGUGGGCACUUAGCGACACCGCACGCGCGGACAAGGACCAGUUCGACCCUGACGAAGGCGCCGUUCCGGGCUACGGGCGCUCCGCGGAGGCGCUGGCUCGCAAACGCUUCCGCAGCGAAGAUCUCGACACCUUGCUGUCGCGCAAAGAGCCACUCCUGUCGUCAAAACACGACCGACCUCACAGUGCUGUGCCGACGGUGCUCUCCGUGCUGCCCCUUCCACGUGACUCAGCACGCACGAUCCACUGGCAUCGUAACGGUCAGCUGGCAGUCGUGGGCGGCAACCGGCACAUCUACACCUUCCACGCCGCCGGCGGGUUCGUGGAGCAGCUCUCCAAGGUACACGUAAACAAACGGGUAGAAACGACGGCGCUCUCCGAGAGUGGUGAGGAGGUGCUUAUUGCAGCGCAUGAGGCGUACGCACCUCAGCUGCUGAACAUUGCCACAGAACAGUUGACUCCGCUGACAUUCCUGGACACCCGCGAUACUGCGGUGCAUCGCAACGGUCGGCGCGACAACACGCGAGAGGAGUUCUUCGUCUCAAAGCUGGUGUGCAGGCCAAACGAUCCCGUAAGUCGGGGUGUGGCCAUGGCGCGUGGGUCUUCGGUGACGCUCGCCUCGCUCUCCUCCGGCAGCGUCCUUAGCCACAUCACCGCCGACACGGCAGUCGUGGAUGUCGCCUUUCUCUCCUCGACAGAGCUGGCCAUCGCGACCAAGAACAAGGUUCUUCUCUACGACGUGCGCAAGCUCAGCCGCUUCACCCGCGAGCUGACGGACGACGCCGCACUCGAUAUCACAACUUGCGGCUUCUCAGCUUCUGGUUCAUCUGGUGCGCGUGAACGCGCCAUGGCGAUUGGCUCUGCAAGUGGUGUAGUGAGUGUCUAUGACAGUGCCACGCUGCGGCCGGCAGCGACGACUGCGGCCUCGGUGGCGCCAGGAUCACGACCGAAACUGCUCCGCGAGCUGAAGCAGCUCGUGACGCCAAUCUCAUGUCUAUGCUUCGGUAAAGACAGCCGGGGUGACUCGGUGCUGGCCUUUGCAACGCGGGGGCAGAAGGGUGGUUUCCGUCUCGCACGGAUGCCUGAGUUGAACGUGGUGCCGUCCUUUCCAGCCGUCUCGACACGGCACGGCUUCGUGCAGAGUAUGACCAUUGCACCGACAGUGCCGAUCCUCUCUGUCGGUGAGCGUCAGAAAGUAACAAACUACGCGCUUUAG